AAUCUUUGAAUCGUAUAAAUAGCGUGACUGGGGUCAAUCGAAUCACAUUCGUUUUAAGUAUCUUAACCGUAGAACAACUAACCAAAAACCGAAAGCAAAAUGUAUAAAUUGUUGGUAUUGUCAUUGGUUUGCUUUGCUGCCGCCUCAGCAGGUAUUAUCAGCAGCCCAUAUGCCUCAUAUGCUUCUCCAUACGGAUAUGGUGGAGCCAUCGGAUAUGGUGGCUAUGGAGCUUACGCAGCUCCAGCUGUUGUUGCCCAUGCCCCAGCUCCAAUUGCAUACCAUGCCCCAAUUGUUAAGACAGUUGCACCAGUCGUCUCCGCAUACCACGCACCAGUUGUUGCAAAGACUGUGAUUCCAGCAGCCACCUCAUACGCCAACACCUACAAGAUCUCACAAUCAAUUGCUCCAGUUGUUCAUGCUCCAGUUGCCUACAGUUCACCACUUGUCCAUUCAGCUGUUGCACCAGCAGUCGUUUCGCAUGCAGUUGCCGCCCCAAUUGUUAAAUCAUAUGCAGCACCAUACGCUUCACCAUACGGUUCACCAUACGGCUCACCAUACGGCUCACCAUACGCUGCGCUAGGAUCAUACUACUAAAAUUCGUGUUAAACGUGAAUCAAAGUCUCGAAAUUAAGCUGAAACGUAGUCAAAACUCGAAGCAGUCCAUUUUCAAAAAAAAAUGACUCUUCGUGAUAUGGCGCUAAACAAAGAGAACAAAAAAAAAUAAUAAUAAUGGUUUCAUCACUGACCAUCAUAAACAACAGUUUCGCCUCACACUAAAAUCAAACUAAGGAAUAUGUUCGAAUUUGACGAAAGAUUUUUUUAUCUAAAAAAUUUAAAUCGUUAAAAUUAACCAAAAAACAUCACAUUCGCACAAUUUAUAACAUUUUCCUUUUUAUUUUCUAUUCGAUAAUUCUAUUUUGUGUUUUUUAUUGUUUUUUACAAGUAUUUAUUUACGAUCGCCUCCCAUGUAAAUACACACAUAUUCAUGUAUACAAAAUUUUGUACAUAGUUUAGGCCAAGCAUAGAAAAAUCUGUUUUGGUGAAAAUGAUGAAAACCCAAUUGAAAUAAAAAUA
Messenger RNA from Contarinia nasturtii (swede midge), 1074 nucleotides. RefSeq names its product cuticle protein 38-like. The record is from RefSeq and is a predicted model, not a curated record. The coding region runs from base 100 to 594 and encodes 164 amino acids. The transcript has 5 exons. Lineage: Eukaryota; Metazoa; Arthropoda; Insecta; Diptera; Cecidomyiidae.